Leopardus geoffroyi (Geoffroy's cat) is the source of this 676-nucleotide messenger RNA. RefSeq names its product S100 calcium binding protein A4 (gene S100A4). Gene Ontology annotation, cellular component: nucleus; cytoplasm; perinuclear region of cytoplasm. The transcript has 2 exons. NCBI's taxonomy places the organism in Eukaryota, Metazoa, Chordata, Mammalia, Carnivora, Felidae. Gene Ontology annotation, biological process: positive regulation of canonical NF-kappaB signal transduction. Gene Ontology annotation, molecular function: transition metal ion binding; calcium ion binding; RAGE receptor binding. The record is from RefSeq and is a predicted model, not a curated record. Bases 184 to 543 code for a protein of 119 amino acids.
AGGGAGGCUGGCGAGUUUGCUGCCUGAAGCAUCCGCUUCCCACUGUGCACCUUCCCCACCAGGAGCUGAGCCCCACCGUUCUGGGGUCCUCCUCUGGUGGCAGCAGAGUGUCAUCAAGUGCUCCCCGAGGGGUGGGAGUGGGAUGAGACAUUCUGACAUUCUGAACACAAGUUGAGGGUGCGGAUGGGGAAGAUAAGGGUGUCUCUGGGACCCUGUCCUCAGAUCCUGACUGCCACCAUGGCGUACCCCCUGGAGAAGGCUCUGGAUGUGAUGGUGUCCACCUUCCACAAAUACUCUGGCAAGGAGGGUGACAAGUUCAAGCUCAACAAGUCAGAGCUAAAGGAGCUGCUGACCCGGGAGCUGCCCAGCUUCUUAGGGAAAAGGACGGAUGAUGCGGCCUUUCAGAGACUGAUGAGCAACUUGGACAGCAACAAGGACAAUGAAGUGGACUUCCAGGAGUACUGUGUCUUCCUGUCCUGUGUCGCCAUGAUGUGCAACGAGUUCUUUGAAGGCUUCCCGGAUAAGCAGCCCCGGAAGAAGUGAAUGCCCGUCAUGCGGGUGGGGGGCCUGCCAGCUGGGGUCUCGCCUGUUGGCAGUGGCCACAGGGCCUCACCCUGGCUCCAGCAGGUGUGUGCACGAUGUGGAUAAGUUCAAUAAAGAUUCUUGGAAGCUUUGA